Maniola jurtina (meadow brown) is the source of this 1249-nucleotide messenger RNA. Its product is annotated as NADH-ubiquinone oxidoreductase subunit 8-like. Gene Ontology annotation, biological process: mitochondrial respiratory chain complex I assembly; mitochondrial electron transport, NADH to ubiquinone. NCBI's taxonomy places the organism in Eukaryota, Metazoa, Arthropoda, Insecta, Lepidoptera, Nymphalidae. Gene Ontology annotation, molecular function: NADH dehydrogenase activity; 4 iron, 4 sulfur cluster binding. The record is from RefSeq and is a predicted model, not a curated record. The transcript has 2 exons. Bases 62 to 847 code for a protein of 261 amino acids. Gene Ontology annotation, cellular component: membrane.
UAGCCUUUGACUGCCUUUGACAACGCGACAAAAACAUUUUUAUUUAUUUUAUAAACAAAUAAUGUUAAAAAUAGGCAAACUAGUCAAGAGUAAUUUACAGGGAAUAGGACAUCAGAUUCGCAAAUGUUCCGAUCCGUGUGGAAAGUCAAGCCCGCCGUGUUCCCCAUUUCCGCCUUGCCCGCCAUGCCCACCAAGUCCUCCAAGGCAGCCAUGGAUGCCAUGUCCACCAAGUCCGCCAAGUCAGCCAUGUACGCCAUGCCCGCCGUGUGUUUCAGGACCACCAUUUGCUUGCAAUCCACGGACCAAGUAUCAAGUGAACUUCCUUUACGUGUCUGACCCGCCACCUAAAACGGAAAUGAAAGAUUUUGUUGACAGAAUAGCUCAAACACUUUUCUGGACUGAAAUAGUAAGAGCGUUCGCUGUGACAUUAGGACAUAUUUUCAAAGAACCUGCUACGAUAAACUACCCAUUCGAGAAAGGUCCACUGUCACCACGGUUUCGCGGAGAACACGCUCUGAGACGCUAUCCUACAGGGGAAGAGAGAUGUAUUGCGUGCAAGCUGUGCGAAGCCUUUUGUCCAGCGCAGGCUAUAACCAUAGAAGCUCAAGAACGAGAAGACGGUUCGCGUCGGGCUACACGCUAUGACAUAGACCUCAGCAAGUGCAUCUUCUGUGGGUACUGCCAAGAAGCGUGUCCUGUAGAUGCGAUAGUCGAAGGACCCAAUUUUGAAUACUCAACAGAAACACGCGAAGAAAUGCUCUACAAUAAAGAAAAGCUAUUGCUUAAUGGUGAUCGCUGGGAGCCAGAGAUCGUGAGCACUAUUCGAGACAAUCAUUUAUAUCGUUAAAAUUUACGGUAGAAUUACCUAUUCAAUUAUAAUAUUUUAUUAUUUAACUGGGUGUCCCUGUGGACUCUUGUCUUCAUCCGCGUAGAAUAUUGAAGUUUUUAAAAAUCCCGUGAGAACUCUUUGAUUCCUUGGAAUAAUUGUUGUCUAAGUUCAUUUCUGAGAUGCAAGCUAUGUCUGUUAGACAUCCGCAUCUAUGGUGAUGCUUCUAGGGACUUUUAUACGCUGUGGUCUUGUGCCAUCUCAUUUGACUCAUUUGAUGCCAUCUGUCCACAUAGUGUGGGGUAUGCCAAUGCCACUCUUUCCAGUGUGAGGUUCCACUAUCCCAUCACCUUGACAACGUAGUUCGAAGAAUCGGUAAUAAAAUAUAUUUAUACCUAAAUUUGUAGAUACCUAAAGUUGCCU